This is a messenger RNA of Phyllotreta striolata, 3738 nucleotides long. The record is from the annotation of a GenBank genome assembly. NCBI's taxonomy places the organism in Eukaryota, Metazoa, Arthropoda, Insecta, Coleoptera, Chrysomelidae.
AAUGAAAAUCGCAUAGGAUAGUACACGUAAUUAUUAUACCUUAAAAUAAAUAUUUAAUUGUAAAUUGUAGUUUUUUUACGUGCCAUUUACACGUAAAAUGUCUUGCCAAACUGCUCCCGGUCUGGAUUAUGUGAUGUAUUCAGUAAUUAAAAUAAAGAAGAAAUUAGGGUUUCUUAGCAACCGGAGCAAAAGAAUUCAUAUAAAAUUACCAAUAACGUAGAUCAAACGUGGGUAAAUGUUUCAAGGUGAUUCUCUAUCACAUUUAAAGAUUGCGAUCCAUUUUUGAACAAAAUUUUGUCAAGGUCAUGCGAUGAGUAAUGUAAAUAUGACGUCACUCUCGCAUUUAAUUUCUAAAAUGGCGGAAUCGUAAUAGUGGAGGUUGAGGUCGAAAGAAUAUCGGGGAUUAAAGGUUUUUUUUAAAGGAAUGUACGUUAAUUUUCGUAAGAAGAAACGAAACGUGAAGUCGUAAGGGUUCCAGUGAAAUGAACUAAAAUAAUACCAGGAAGAAUGCCAGUCGUGAGUCCCCAUCGCAGUUCGUCGUCCAGCCUGAGCAGCUCGUACAGGCCCAAAUACAGGACGUCCACGGAACGACCUUUCUACGGACGCUCCACGUCUUCGACCUCUACGAACUCCUACAGACCCACAUCAAGAUACAUCAGCAUCGAAUCCAUCCUCUCCGAUGGCACCCGCUACACCAGAUCCGUGAUCGAAGAGGGCUCCUCGAAAUACAGGGAAGAAUCUCGAGAGUCGAGCGCGAGGCGCGACUCUUUAUCGCGCGAUUCGGGCAUCAGUUCCAUCAGAGAGCACUUCUACGAGAUCGAAUACGAUGGGCCCCAGAGAGAGGGAUCGGCCACCAGAAACGAACGACUAUCUACAAGGAACGUGAUCGAUUCUUUGGCGGAAUUGCGCAACAAAUACUCGCCAGCCAACUACGUGCCUGCUUGCUUGAGAAAGAACGAAAACGUCUCUCGAUCCAAGUCCAUCAAUGACAUCGGUCUGCCUCCGUUAGAGGCGAAAGGCACCAAGAAAAAGGUAAACGGCAAAUCGGAUAGCGCCUAUACUAACAGUGUGGCAUACGCUAACAAUACUAACACCGACAAUUCGACCGAUGAGGAUGACACCAACGGGAACCGCGCCUCCGUCGCCGAUCUGUGCAAGAAAUUCGACAAGCCGACGGCGCCGGCGCAGCACGUCAAAAACGGUACCAACGGCUCGGCCAAUAGGCAGCCGGAGACGCGGAGCAAGCCGGUCGAGGCGACCAAUGGCGCGCGGGCGCGGAGCGAAGCCAGAAGAUCUAGUAGCAAUGCUUCUGUCAACAAGAAAAGUGACAGUUUCAACACUAAAAGUCAAAAUAACACUGAUGUUUUGCAGUCAAAUUCUAAAUUGGAAGUAAACGAAGAGGCGGUGAUCAGAAAUGGGUCAGAAAUCGAUAGGGAGGACGCCGUUGUAGAUGAUUCGAGUGAUUUGAUCGCCCCGUCGAGGAUUAAUAAUUAUUCUUCGUACGUUAGCGUUUCCGCCAAAGAUUUUCAAAAGGGGGAUGAUAUUGAGAGCAUCCAGACGGACGCUAAAGGGAAUCCUGCUAAAAAUGAUAUGGAUAACAAGGAAAAUUACAUUAGCAAAAUGAUACAAACUAGCGAUCUAUCGACGUCACCGAAAUUGACCAGAACAGCCAUCUCACCGUCGAAUUCGAUACAGAGCAGCCUCAAUUCCAGCACCCUAUCGCGUCGUUCGAGCGAAAGAGACAGGGAGAGCAGACAUCGCAUAAGAGAGUAUUCGGAUGAUGAUAGCGGCGGCGAAAGGGCCGUUACAAUUAGCAAUUACGGCGCCAAUAUCAGGUCCUCGGAUUAUGCUUCGGGCGGCAAAUGCACGGGUCUCAACGGCCUCAAGAACAUCGGUAAUACGUGUUUCAUGAACAGCGUUAUCCAGUGCUUGUCCAACACCAGAUGGUUGUUGGAGUACUUGCGCAAGGACGUUUAUCUGAGGGACAUCAACACCAGUAUAUCGAGCAUGAAGGGGUCGUUGAUCAAAGCAUUUGCUGAGGUUAUAAGAGAACUGUGGUCGGAGGAUUGCAUGGAUAGAGUGGUGAACACGACGUCGUUGAAAGGGCAAAUACAACGGUUCGCUCCUCGUUUUAUCGGUUAUUCGCAACAGGACGCCCAGGAGUUUCUCAGGUAUCUUUUGGAGGGCCUCCACGAAGACGUCAACAGAGUCAUGGAGAAACCGAAGCCGAUUUUGACGGAAAUUGACGAAAAAUUGAGCGAUAACGACAAAGCGCAAGAGGCUUGGAGAAGAUACCUGCGAAUGGACAAUUCGAAAAUCGUGGAUCAUUUCGUCGGUCAAUUGAAAUCGACGUUGAAAUGCACCUAUUGCGGACAUUGCUCCGUGACGUUCGAUCCGUUUUGGGAUUUGUCCCUGCCCAUACCGCAGAGGACCGGUCAAUUGAGGUUGUCGCAAUGUUUGGAUAGUUUCACGCGCGAGGAGACUUUAGAUGGCGAUGAAAAACCGACUUGUUCGAAGUGCAAAGAAAGACGAAGGUGCACGAAAUCGUUUUCGAUACACAAAUUCCCCAAAGUGCUGGUCAUUCAUUUGAAGCGUUUCUCUCCCACCGAGAGAUUCAGAGGCAAAUUGAACGUGACCGUCGAUUUUCCGUUGGAGGACCUUGACAUGAGCCAAUACGCUGCAGACAACGUUGCUACUAGCCGAUAUAAUUUGUACGCCAUUUCGAAUCACAGCGGUACAGCUUUUAGUGGACAUUACACGGCGUACUGUCGGCAUCCUUACACUGGACAAUGGCACGAAUAUAACGAUUCUAGAGUUUCACCGAUAUCUCCCAGAUCAUUAGUCAGUGGGGAAGCUUAUGUCCUUUUCUACGAACAAGAGGGUACAAAGUCCCACCUUUAAGUCAAUAACAGUAACGCUAGUUUUUUAACGGGAUACUUUUCGAACCAAGGCUUUAUUUGGUUUCCGCAAAAUUUAUUUAUACACUCGAAAAUGGAUUAUUUAUAUACUUCUCCCCUGUGAAAAUUUUAUGUAUUUAUAAUUUUGUUUAAUAUAAAAUCUUAACCACGUUGUCCAUCAGAAAAUUGUGUUAUUUUUAACGUUGAAAUGAAUAAUUUUAUUGACUGAAGUGAUGAUUAACGGUUUAUUUGUAUCGGAACGAUUCAACACUAUAUGUAUACAAAUUGUUGCCUUUUUAUUUUGUAUUUAUAUUUAUUAUAUAUAGAGGGUGUAACUGAAUAACGGCGGGCAUAUUUUUGCCGUGUUAAUUUCAUACAAUUUUACAUUAUUUCAGAUUGCUUCAUUAAUAUUCAUCACCGAAUUUAAGUGGCUUUUAAAUUCACCAUCGUCAUUCAGUUACCUUGCCCAUUGUUUUGUCCAGUUAUGCAGUGAAUAUGAAUAUUUGUUUUUUAUGCGUCUAGUCUGUUUUUAUUGUACAAGUUAUGCAACACAAGUUGAAAUGUGAACAUUUCGAUUUGUUUUGGGCACUUAGAGAAAAUUCGAAAAUCAUUUAGAGAAGAGCUGUAGAUUGAUAUUAUUACGUACUUAUUUAUUACCAAAUCGUUGAUAUUUUAGACAGAAUUAUUAAUUUUUGGAAUUUAUUUAUUUUGUAUACUUCGUCCAGUUUCAAUAUUUUAUUAACUAUAUUAUGCAGGGUGUUUAAAAAAAAAUUGGUAAUCUAGGUAGUGCCGAUUCAUAAAUUAAGGAGUUAUUCGAUAAAAUAAUACUCAUUUCCAGUAG